UUCCACACUGCUUCAUAUGUUACUCUUACCACAGUUAACCUGACUGCCUAAUAAAACAUGAUCAAUGUGGUAAGAACUGACCAGGUUCCUAGAGAGCAACAUGUAUCACAUCAGUACCCAGAAGAAACACUGGACCUUUCAAAGCGAAGAUGACCCGCACCGAUUGAGAGUUCAGGCGAACGCCCGCUGUAAGGCUAAGAUACGAGCUGCUGGGAAGACCCAGUUAGCCGAGGUUUUUAGUCUUGAGCCGCAUGAAGAACUUAUUAUUUGCAAAUAUUAUGAGAAACGUUUACUGGACUUUUGCAAUGCUUUCAAACCAGUAAUGCCAAAAUCUGUACUGGGAACAGCAUGUAUGUAUUUUAAAAGAUUCUUCCUCAAUAAUUCAAUCAUGGAACAUCAUCCACGGAUAAUAAUGCUCACUUGUGCUUUCCUGGCCUGCAAAGUAGAUGAAUUCAAUGUAUCCAGUGCUCAGUUUGUUGCAAACUUAGGUGAAAAUCCAGUGGGACAGGAGAAGGUCCUUGAACAGAUCCUGGAAUAUGAAUUACUACUGAUACAGCAGUUGAAUUUUCAUCUUAUAGUGCACAAUCCAUACAGACCCUUUGAAGGAUAUCUAAUUGAUUUAAAGACGCGAUAUCCAGUGCUGGAGAGUCCAGAAAUAUUGAGAAAAUCUGCAGAUGACUUCCUGAAUCGAGUUGCUUUGACAGAUGCAUGUUUAUUAUUCACACCAUCGAUGAUUGCUCUCACAGCAAUACUAUCUAGUGCCUCCAGAGCAGGAAUAAAUAUGGAAAGUUACUUAGCAGAAUGCCUCUCGUUAAAAGAAAACCGUGAAGCAAUGUCACAUUUACUAGAUGGGAUGAGAAGACUAAAAAUAUUGAUAACAAAAUAUGAGUCUCCAAGACCUGAAGAUGUUGCAGUCCUUAAAAUGAAGUUGGAAAAAUGCCAUAGUAGUGAAUUUUCAUUGAGUGUACAUUUACGGAAGAGAAAAGGUUAUGAGGAUGAUGACUAUAUAUCUAAAAAACCUAAAAUGGAAGAGGAUGAAUGGACUGAUGAAGAUUUGAUUUGAUUCUCUAUAACUGACUCAAAGUUCAAUUCCAGCAUAUUAUCAAGAUAAACUUCUACUUAUAAGACUUUAGAAUAUAAAUAAAAAUGUUGCUUUUUGUCUGUGAAAUAUUUUAAAAAGUUGAGGAAUGUGUAAUAUAUGUACUGUACAUAGUUUGUAACGUGACAUACAACUAUUUAUUGCCACACGAUUUUCUAAAGAUGUAAAGGGGCAUUAAAACGAAUUAUAAAA
Bombina bombina (fire-bellied toad) is the source of this 1291-nucleotide messenger RNA. RefSeq names its product cyclin H (gene CCNH). Lineage: Eukaryota; Metazoa; Chordata; Amphibia; Anura; Bombinatoridae. Gene Ontology annotation, biological process: DNA-templated transcription; regulation of cyclin-dependent protein serine/threonine kinase activity; regulation of transcription by RNA polymerase II. Bases 101 to 1063 code for a protein of 320 amino acids. Gene Ontology annotation, cellular component: transcription factor TFIIK complex; nucleus. Gene Ontology annotation, molecular function: cyclin-dependent protein serine/threonine kinase regulator activity. The record is from RefSeq and is a predicted model, not a curated record. The transcript has 10 exons.